Molecule: messenger RNA, 465 nt
Organism: Triticum turgidum subsp. durum (durum wheat)
Lineage: Eukaryota; Viridiplantae; Streptophyta; Magnoliopsida; Poales; Poaceae
Source: the annotation of a GenBank genome assembly
AUGGCUGCCGGAGGAGGAGUGGUGCUCAACCUGCGCGUCCCGUCGGCGUCAGUGGCGCCGGCGCGGCGGUGUGGGACGGCGUCGUCGUCGUCGGUGAGAUGCGGGGGCGCGCGCGGGGCGGCGCCGGCGAGGCAUACGGGCGGGGCGCUGGAGGAUGACCACUACCGGACGCUGAGGCUGGCGCCGGGGGCCACCAGGGGCGAUGUCAAGAGGGCCUUCCACCGCCUCGCGCUGCAGCACCACCCGGACGUCGUGCGCCGGGGCGGCGGGGACGGCCAGCAAGACGACGCCAUCGACUUCCAGCGGAUCAACGCGGCGUACCAGACGUUGAUGAGCAACAUGCGGGAGGCGGAGGCGACGCUCGAGUACUGGCGCCGCCGCUACGGCCUCGCCGACGAGGACCUCGACCGCUACCGCCACUACCUCAACGACGAGGACGCGGACGACUGGUUCGCCGACUUCUGA